UCUCUCCAACAUAAACUGAAACUUUUAAAUUAAAACCAAAACUAACAACAAAUCUUCUUUCUCACACAACACAAAUUCGAACAUCUCUCUCAUUCUACCCUUCUCUCUCUCUCUUAAGACUUUCACAAUAAUGGGCAAGAUCACUUCCUUCAAACAAGAUUAUUCUUUCGAUGAUCGACUUGCGGAAUCAAAGAACAUUAUUGCGAAAUACCCAGAUAGAAUUCCUGUGAUCAUUGAGAGAUACUCAAGGACAGACCUUCCUGAAAUGGACAAGAAGAAAUACCUUGUUCCAAGAGACAUGUCUGUUGGACAAUUCAUCCACAUCUUAAGCAGCAGGUUGCAUUUGAGUCCCGGAAAGGCUCUCUUUGUGUUUGUGAAGAACACAUUGCCCCAAACAGCCAGCUGUAUGGAUUUCGUCUAUGAAACUUACAAGGAUGAAGAUGGAUUUCUUUACAUGUGUUACAGCAGUGAGAAAACCUUUGGCUAGUACUUUUUUUUUUUUCUUUGUAAGUACUUGUACAUUGUAAUUAAACUUUUAACUGCAUUGCUCAUAAACGUGCCUGCAUCUAGAAAGCUCGGCACUCUCAUUUUCAAAGGAUAUCAAUUUCAUUUGCUUUCUGUAAAGUUCAUCCGUUUACAGGCCUCGUAUGUUUCCUGUGUCAAGUAUUAACGAUUGGAACAUACGAGCAUUAUUGUUGAAGGUUCACCUCAGAAGAAUGAAUAAAAUUUCACUUCCA
Messenger RNA from Morus notabilis, 737 nucleotides. Its product is annotated as autophagy-related protein 8i. Gene Ontology annotation, biological process: cellular response to nitrogen starvation. Lineage: Eukaryota; Viridiplantae; Streptophyta; Magnoliopsida; Rosales; Moraceae. The transcript is spliced from 5 exons. The record is from RefSeq and is a predicted model, not a curated record. Bases 131 to 487 code for a protein of 118 amino acids.